UCAUUAUCGAAUUUUCUGUGUUUUGAACACAAUGUUGCUUUUCGAUGAUUUAGCGAGAUUUACAUAACUUCGGUUACAUUUGGAUCCUACCUAUCUUUUGAAAAGUUUAUUGGACUCUCCGGUACAAUAUGCAAUCGGUUCCAACUGGUCUGCGAACUCAUUCACAAAAAGUAUGCAGCUUUUACAAAGAAGCUGCGCGUUGUCUUGAGAGUUGGUACACCCAGUAUCAUCAAAAUAGAGAACAGAUUUUGAUGUUGCGCAAGGAAAUCGAUAAUAAUGCUAAUAUCAAAGAUCUCCGGGUAGCAAAGGAACUUCUUCUCAGAGGAAAAAACAUACUUUUCCAAAUCCAACAUCCCCAGCCAAAGAAAUUUCCAACCUCACCUGGUGGUUGUGCUUACGAGAGGGAGGUCGAACCUCGUGACUGGGUACUUGACUUCUGGGAACCAAUGGAAAAAGCUCAGUAUCCAAAGUAUUUUGCUCUUCGUGAAAAGCGCAAGUUGGAAUACAUCAAAUUGUAUGACAAAUUGUACCCGAAUGCACAGAAGAAAUGGGAUCAUUUCCAUUAAUAUUGUUACUGCAACAACACAUUAUAUUUAGAUGUUAUAUUGUACGUUAGUCGAUGAGAAAUAAAUCCGUUUGACGAUUUUUUCUCUUCAA
Messenger RNA from Venturia canescens, 657 nucleotides. It is a transcript of the gene ND-B22, whose product is annotated as NADH dehydrogenase (ubiquinone) B22 subunit. The record is from RefSeq and is a predicted model, not a curated record. The coding region runs from base 129 to 566 and encodes 145 amino acids. The transcript has 2 exons. Gene Ontology annotation, biological process: mitochondrial electron transport, NADH to ubiquinone. Lineage: Eukaryota; Metazoa; Arthropoda; Insecta; Hymenoptera; Ichneumonidae.